UUGUUUCAGAGUGUUGCCAUGCUGCAGGGAGGCUGUGGAUGAGAAAAUAUGUCGUCAGACUUCUACUCCAGAGAUGAUCUGGUGGAGAGGGGGCCCAUCCCCCUGGACAUCGACAAUGUCCACAUGCUGCUGCAGGUGGAACAAGAACAGAUUCAGAAGAAGACCUUCACCAACUGGGUCAACGCUCAGCUGGCAAAGCGGAGGCCUCCAUGCAUGGUCCUAGAUCUGUUCAGUGAUUUCCGUGACGGCUCCAAACUGUUGGACCUGCUGGAGGUGAUGAGCGGCCAGCGCAUUAGUCGCGAGAGAGGCAAGGGGAUGUUUCAGCACAGGAGCAACAUCGAGAAAGCUCUCUCCUUUCUGAAGCAGAAAUCGAUCAAACUAGUCAACAUUCACAUUCCUGACAUUAUGGAUGGCAAACCGUCCAUCAUCCUUGGUGUCAUAUGGACAAUCAUCCUACAGUAUCAUAUCGAGGAGUUGGCCAGCUGCCUCUCUUUCAGCUCUCGUCAGUCCUCCAUGGAGUCUUUGAACACUCUGGACUCACGCUCCACCCUGUCGAGCCGCUCGGCCAGCAGCAGCCCGGUCCCUCCACGAGGCUCCCCGCUACACAACAAGUUCAGGGUCUCUGCCAAGAAGGCGCUGCUUCUCUGGGUCCGUGAACAGUGCCACAAAGCUGGCUGUACAUUAAAUGUAAAAGACUUCAAAGCCAGCUGGAGAAGCGGCGUUGUCUUCCUGGCCAUCUUGUAUGCUCUGAGGCCCGAUCUGGUGGAUCUGUCCAAAGCCAGAACCAGAAGCAACAAACAGAACCUCGAGGAGGCUUUUCGUACCGCAGAGAGAGAGCUGAGGAUCCCCAGGCUGCUCGACCCCGAUGAUGUGGACGUUCGAGACCCUGAUGAGAAGUCCAUCAUGACCUAUGUGGCUCAGUUCCUGCAGUACUCCAGAGACCUGCCGGUGCCUGAGGAAGAGAUGCAGACACAAUACCUGACUCUUCCUAAAAGUUCUUCUCCUGUCAGCCUUCCUGUUCACUACACCCCUGCUAUUUCUGCUUCACCUCUGCGACAGACGACAUCUGAUCAGAAAGCACAGGAAGUGACCUGCUGGCUGGUUCAGGCGUACGACGAGCUGCUUGAGGGAUGGAACUCCACGGAGGGAGAGAGCUACUCCGAGAGAUACCAUGUCUUUCAGACCUUUCUGGUGUCCUUUAAUGAGCAGCGGCGUCCCAUCAUGCCUCUGUUGACAGCGAUGAGACGAACCCCAAAACUGAGCGACGAGCAGCGGGCUCUCAGAGAGGCGUGGGAUACCCUCACUGAAAAGCUACGUGAAUACAAAAUGGAGUUGGAUAUGAGUCUCCCAGUGCCCUUGGACACGGUGGCUCGCUGGCUGCUGAAAGCAGAGGGGGCUCUGGCCGAGGAGGAGGGCGACCCGCAGGACCACGGCCGAGCUGCAGACGAAGCCAGGGAGAAGCAGGAGCUGCUCAAAGUUUGCCUGGAUGAGAUGCCUCAGCAAUUGAAGACCUUCCAGUCCUUCCAGAACCUGGAUGAGUAUGGAAACAUGAUGGUUCCCUCUGACAAGAUGGAUGAAUUAAAGAGAAGGUUCACCAGUGUUAGAGUGUCUGCCAAAUACCACGGGAUCAGGUUGGAGUACCGGGAGCACCGGCACACAGUUUUGGAUCUGUUGGGGCAGAUCAAGACAAAACUCCGGGUCUGGAAGAGACCCUAUAUCUCCCCAGAGGCUGUCAGGGUGCUCCUGCAAGAAUGGCAUGAGCUGUCGAACACACAGGAGCUCCCUUCUUUGUUGGAAGCCGCUCUUCAUAAGCUAAAGCAGAUUUCUGAGAAAUACUCAAGCAAAUCUGCCCUUGCUGGAGAUUACAACCAGGUCAGUCAGCAGGUGAAGCAGCUGGAGGAGGACACAGCUGUAGUGUUGGAAGAGGUGAAAACAACCAAAAGCACCAUGGGACGGGUCCUGUCUGCCUGGGACUCCUACAGCGACUGUCACAGCUCCUUGCAGGCGUGGCUGGAGCAGGGCUCUGUAACACACAGCCAUGGGCACAGAGCAGAGGUGAGACCUGAGUCUUUGGCUGAGUGGGGCUCCCGACAGGCCCACCUGAACGAGGUGGGUAACUUCCUCAUCGAGUCCACAGACCCACAGACCAGCAGGAGCCUGGCAGAGGAGCUGCGCAGACUCAACAUGCACUGGGCCGAGUUUGUCAAGAGAAACACGUUUGACAGCACGGCUGAGCCCAGUGCUGAUGUGCAGUUCAGACCCCAGGACAUCCAAACCAUGAUCAAGGAGGCCACUCUCAUUCUAAAAGAGCCUGUGGAGGCCAUGGCUGGUCCCCUACGGACCUACAGAAAGAGAAUACAGUUCUUAAUGAGGAAAAUUAAAGAAGUGGAUCUGGGGGCACUGGCUCCCUCCCAAGAAUUCCCAUUGGAUCAGUUCCAGAAAGUGAAGCUCGCUGUACCUGAAGUAAUGAAGACCUUGUUUGAGGCAGAACAGGUUUGUGCAGAGCUGCAACACAGUGUGUCCGGUCUGGACAGUCGCCUGGCUGAACUGUUGCAUUGGGAGACUGAAGCCAGGGAGCUUUACCAGCUGCUGAGGGCCUCAGAGCGCGCAAAACAGCGAGGCCAAGACCCACGAGCCAAGGUCCUGAUUUCCCGUGGUCUUCAGCUGGAAGGUCAGGUGGUCACAGAGGAGCAGGAUCUGCAGGUGAUGGUGAUGACAAAUCAGAAGAACUCUCCCGUCCAGUAUCUCCAUGCCUCCGCCAUGCAGGACAGAGUGCGAGCUGCUGUUGCACAGUCACAGGAAGCUGUAGGUAUGCUGAGCAGCCUAGGAGCAAGAAGAGAUAGAAGCAGAAGCCCUCCAGAUGGCUCUCCUCCAUCAAAAAAAUUUAUCCAAGCUAAAGGAAAACCUCAACAUCUGAGACAGUCAGACAACGUGCAGCACACUCAGGAGACAAAAUUAGUCACUCAUCAGAGUCAUGAAACCUUUGUGCCAAAGAUAGUGGUGCAGGAAUACAAUGAAAAAAAGGUUUCUCCUACAAUGCCAUAUACCUACGCACAAGCUCUAAUGCAGACAAGGACAAAGUCGCCGCCAGAAGGCACAGUUCAAGCCUGGCAAGAGAUAGUUGAGCACGAACAAGCGCAUUCUCAGGGACUAGGAUCUAUACCCCAGCAACAGCCACUGCAGCAAGAACACUUAAACAGACAGGUGGAUGAAGAGUUACAUCACCAGGAAAUCAAGCAACAGCAACCACAACAGCAGCAAAAUGUGCCAACACAAGCACAACAACAGCUGCAAAAGCAUGAACAACAAGAUAAGGUGCAGCAUCAAAUGUUUGACAUGCAUCAAACUCAAGUUCAGCAGCAUGUGGUUACUCAUAUCCAGGUUGAAACGCAAGUCAGACAGACAUCAGAGCCACAGGAGCAGACCUCAUCUCAACCUUCACCUGUAAGGAAUGCACCUCUCAGUUCUCAGGAGCUUCAAAGCAGGAAGGCUCAGGCCAAGAAGAAUCGCCCAUGGCUUCAGAAGCCAGCCUCAGCAGAGCCUGAAAGUCCUGCUCCAAGUCCAGAACAGCAUUCUACUCAGGAACUAAUUCAAAUAAGACAGCCGCAGCCACAAUCAGACAGAGAAACAGUGGCCUCAGUUCAGGUUGUAACAAAGCAUACAUUAACAGACAUAUCCCAACAUGAGGCAAAUGCAAAGGCUACCAAGCAGCCACAACAACAGAAAAAGGAGCAACAAAACCAAACCCAGCAGACGCAAAAUCUACAGCAACAGCAAGGAAAAUUGCAAACUGAGCAGCAACAAAAGCAAGACAAGCAACAACAGCAACAGGAACAAUUGCUGCAGCAACAGAAAAAGGAACAACAAAAACAACCACAGCCUACUGUAAGACAUGCAGAACCAGAGACCAUGGCUGUACCAUUAACUGUAACUAUGGCUCAGCUUCAACCACAAACAAAGGUCCAAAAUAAGUCCCAUAUGCAAACUGAGUCUGUUUCUCAGGCAAGGCAGUCCACAAGUGUGUCCCCCACAAAUGGUCAGCAACCAACAAAGAUCAUGUCCCAAACCAUAGUGAGCCAAGGUCAAUCACAGGCACAAGUUCCUCCACAAACACAUGGUCCCACGAAGACACAGGGACCAAAAACACAACAGCUUCAGGCACAGGUUCAAACUCAGCCCUGGACUCAGCCCCAAACAUGUAUGCCUACUGGACCCCAACCCCAUAUGCAACCCCAGGCCCAUAACCAAGCUGUUGCUCAAGUUCAGACAUGGGCUCAGGUCAGACCUUCUUCACCUUUGCAAGCACCACAAACAGGCCAAAUUCCACCUCCUGUUCCAUCACAUGUUCAGCUACGUAGUCACCCACAAUCCUGGGCUCCAGUCAGGUCUCCCUCCCCUAGGCCACCAACUGAUGCUCAAAGUCAAAUCCAUGCUCAGUCAGUGCCCCAGACUCAAAUUCAUCCUCAGACCAUGCAGUCUCAAAUCCAAGUCCAUUCAAUGGUCCAGGCCCAAACUCAUCCUCAGUCCAUUGCCCAUCCUCAAAGCCAUGCUGUUCCUAUGGUCCAGACUCAAACCCAUACUCCAAUUGCCAAGCCAAGUCAUGCCCAAACAUUAACACAACAAACCCAAGCUCAGACUUUACUCCAGCCUCAGGGUUAUCCUCAUCCCAUGACUCAGUACCCCCUGAAUAUUCAACCAUCAGUUCAGCACCCAGGCCAUAUUUCUCAAAGCCCAAUUCCUGCGUGGACUCAAGUAAGAGCUUCAUCCCCAAUGUCCAUCCAGCAUCCUCAGGGUCCUGCUCAAGUCCCACCUUACCCACAAGGCUACCCCCAGGGUCAGUCUCCAUCCCAGCAGUGGACAACCCAACAGGAGCCACAACACCAGGCCAUUACCCAGCAGAGGCAUCCAAGUCCCCAACCACACCCCCAGCAAAAGAGUCAAGCUCAACAUUCUCAGGCUUAUCCAACAGGUCAGGUUCCACUACAGUGGCCCCAAACUGGACCCCAGCCAGUACCUCAGAUUGGGCCUCCUGGCUAUUCGCAGAUAAGGCCACCAUAUAGUCAGCCUCAGAUACAGCCACAAACUGAACCCUGGACUCAAUCACAAUCCCAGAGUUCAAUGCAACAACAACCUCAGAUGAGAGGUUAUGAUACAUUUCAUAUCCAGGCACAACAAGGCCAAUUUCAGCAACAGACUUGGGGUCAGGCACCACGUCAACUUCUGCCUCAGCCUUACCCCCAGCCCUGUCCUCUGCCUAAUUCUCAGCAAUAUUCACAGGUUCAAACUCAACGUCACCCUCAGCCUCAGAUGCAAGCACAAAUACCACCACAAUUGCAGCAACGACACCAAGUCCCACCUCAGAAUCCAUCACAGCCUCAGCCCAGGCCUCAAGUACACAUUCAGGCACAAGCAUCAGUACAGGUAAAGCCGCAGGUCCAGACUCAGCAGUCUCAGUUCAAUAUACAUUUCCAGCAGCCAACUCCACAAACACAAAGUCAGGCCCAGCUCCAACCACAACAGAAGAUUCAGUCACCAACCCAACCAAAGGCUGGCUCAGCUCCACAACCCAAACCUCUGGCCCAAUUUCCACCUCAACCAGAGGUUCAGUCAACAACUCAGCCUAAAGUUCAGUCAACAACCGAACCCAAAGUUCAGUCAACAACUCAAACCAUGGCUGACCGAUCCAUACCUGACCCCCACUUGCCACCACAACUCAAGACUGAAUCACAUAUCAAGGCAGAAUCACAACCAAAACCAAAGUUACCAUCUGGAACUGCACUACAGACAGAGGCUCAAUCACCAACUCAACCCAAAGUUCAGUCACCAAGCCAAACCAAAGCCCAAUCAAUGCCACAACCUAAACCACAGGCACAAUUGCCACAACAGCCCCAAAUUCCUGAUCAGUCACCUACACUACCCAAAAACCAAACUACAUUACAACCAAAGGCUCAGUCACCCCCACAGGCCAGACCUCAAACUCAAACACAGUCAAAACCUCAAAGUCAGUCUUCUCCACAACCCAAUCCUCAACAGGCCAAAACUAUUCCCAUCUCCCAGGUCGGUGUCCUGCUUCAGUCUCAGGCUGAGUCACCAGAUCUGUGCAUUAAACCUCCAGCCUUGGCCCAGGCGCCACCACAGGCCUACACAGAGGCGUAUGCCAAGGCCCAGGCUUUAGCCAGAAAUGGUUUUGAGGAGGCAAAGCACUGUCUGCAGGAGCACAUCAUGGAAACCAUCAAUGUUUUUCAAGACAAACGUAUAUCGUCUGAACAAGCAUCCGUGAAAGAGGAGACAUUGAGGACCCUGGACCCAGAGUUGCUGGAGGAGUUCCUGAGAGCAGCGGAGGGCAUGGAAGCCUUUUGUACCCCCGCAGAGCUCAGAGACAUGGAGUUCUACACCCAGUCUGUCAGGACACAGUGGGAGGCCGUGAGAGCUGAGAUCUCAGACUUUUUGAAGCAAUUACGUUUUGAAUUAACAAGGAAAGACUUUAACAAAGCCGCCCUGCAGUGUGAGAUGCUCUUAAGCGCCCCAUUAGAAAACCAAGCCCAGGCUUGUAUCUCAGAGGAUGCCAGCUUUGCUCAGGCAGGGCAGCACCUUCAGGCCUUGAAAGAUCUGUGUGACACCCUGAGCCCUGAGGAUGCUCACCGCCUGGCCCAGACUCAGCUCAGGGAGUGUGAGAACAGGCUGGCAGCCAUCCAGCGCCAAUUCAGCGGAGACCAAGAUGCACCACUCCCUGAUUCUAGGAUACCUGUUUCCUUCAGUGAGGAAAUGAACACACAAAAAGAACCUACAAGACCAUCUGACAAACCUCAGGUCUCAACUGAGGUGGCUCCAGUGAAAUUGAAGACUGUGAGUGUGGAGAGGAAGGAGGUUGAAAAGCAGACGUCCGUAGAGGAAGAAGUCCCCAAGAAGGAGGCUGUUGAAAGAUAUGAGAAUUCAAAGAAGACUCUUCAAGCCCAACUGGCUAAAAAUGAACAGAGCAUCAAAGAUGUUCCCUCUGACUCUGUGUCACUCAAAGGCCUGCACACAAGGCUCCAAGAAAUACAGUUCUUGAGACAGGAGACAGAGUCUCUGUGGUCUGACUAUGCAAACCAGUGCUCCCAGUGCGGUAACCCUGGUCUGGAGCAGGAGAAGGCAGAGCUUCAGGAGCAGUGGCGCAGCCAGCAGUCCAACUUGCAGAAGAGAGGCAGCUCGCUGGGCGCAGCCCUUAGGCAGAUAGACUCCACUGAAAACCACAUGGUGGACUUCACAGACCGUCUCGACCGCUACCUGAGACAGCCCAAAGACAUCACCGGCUUCACCCUGGCCAACACCAACAUCCUCAAAGAUAUCAAGGAACUGGAUGACAACAUCCAGAGUGAGCUUGACCAGCUUUCACGUCUGGACGCUGAAUCUAGUGAUCUGGGCCCCAGAGACUGCCCCCCUCUGUCCCGCGUGGUGGAGACUCACAAAGCGAGCCUUGAUCAGCUUCGACAGCAGGUCCGCAAGAGCGAAGCAUCCGCCCGCGCCCUCGACCGCUUCCUCAUGUCAAUGCGUACUGUAGAUGAAGACAUCUCAGGAGUCCAAGGCGCCCCCUGCAGCGACUCUCAGGUACUGCAGGACUGUCGCACCAAGCUGGCUCUGAUCCGGCAGAGCAUCGACAGUCUGCAAGAAAAGGCUCCUCAGCUGGAUCAGCUCCUUCAAGGGGCCAGGCUGACCGUCACCAGGGAUGGAGUCCCGGCCUCCUGCCUGGACAUGGUGACUGCUCUGCUGAGGAGGCUGGAGGAGGCUGACAGUGGACUGGCCGGCCAACAGAUGGGCCUCCAGAAGGAGACGCAGAGUAGAUCCCUGGGCCUGAGGAAGAGGACGCUGCUGGGGGAGCUGAGGAAGCUGCAGGAAACAAUAGAAUCACAAGGCCUGAAGGAGCCCACCAUGCCUGCUGUGCAACAAAGGCUACGUGCCUUGUCUGAUUGUGAGAGUCAGGUGCAGAGCCUGCACAAGGAGCUGCAGACCCUCCGUGAACUUCAAGAGAAAGAAGGAGGAGGGGAAGACCUCUUUCAGGACCUGGAGAGCCAGUGGAAGGAGACUCAAAGAGCUUUUAUUGAUGGCAAGAAGCAGUACAACCUACUGCUGGAAAAUCUGAAAAGGUUCCAGAGCUGCCGCAGUCACCUGAGCAACACCAUGCAGAGAGCAGAGCAAGCCAUCAGCGAUCAGGCUUCCUACAUGGGGAAGGACAACCUGCAGAGAAGUAUAACCAAGGUUGGUGACAUAAAGGAGGAGCUUGCUGGUCUUGGGGCGCCUAUGGAGGAGAUGAGGGGAGCUUGCAGACAGCUGCAGAACCAAAUGAAGAAGUUCCCAGACUGCAGCCAGGCUUCCUUUGAAGCAGAGGCUGACACACUCAUGGACAACUGGCUGGACGUGACAGAGAAGACAGAUGCCUACAUCGAUAACCUCCGGGUGGGGCUGGAGCUGUGGGAGAAGCAGCUGAUGGUGGGGGGAGAGGUAGAUGGCUGGGCGGGGGCUAAACUGGCGCUCUUUGCUGAGAGCCACCCCUUCCACAAUGAACAGCAAGUGCUCGCCAUGAGGGACGAGAUAAAUGGCAACGAGGAGAACAUAGAGCUUUUCCACAAGAAGUCUGCAGAGAUCCAGGAGAUGCUACAGGGUCAGGAGGCACCGCUGGAGCUGCAGGUGAUGGAAACCCAGCUGAGGAAGAGGAUGCAGCAGGUGAAGGAGCUGUUUACUGACUGCACGGACGUCUUCGAGGAGCUGGUCGCUGUGAAGACGCACCUGGCUGAGAAGAUGGAGGAGUGUCAGGUGGCUGUGGAGAGCAUCCAGUGUUCUCUGGGUAAUCUUGACGCUUCACAACCAAAGGACGAAAAAGAGAUACAGGAUCUGAGUCAUGAACUGGACUCUCAGGAGGAGCAGUCCGAGGCUGUGAUGAAGGAGGUCGUCCUUGUUUCCAGCGUGGCCAGUCCUCAGGUGCUGGAGUCUCUGUCUGUGGACUGCAGCCGGCUCAGGGAGGCCAUCUCCAGAACCAAAGACAUGAUCCACCUGAAGAGAGAAGAGAGGGACAAAGGCAUGCUCAAGGUCAUCAAAGAUGAAAAGCAGUCAUUCAUUGGAUGGUUCCAGGACUUGCAGAUGUCUGUCAACGAGUGCUUUGAGAACCCUGAGAGCAAAACAGACAUUGAAACAUCCUUGCAAAGACUCGCUUGUUUCUUAAAAGCAAAGGAUGCAGAGAAACGUCUGGAACAGCUGAAAGAUCAGUUGGAGAGAGGCAGUCGGAAGGUUCCUCCCCAGCAAAUCUCUGAGUUCAGCGACUGGCUGAAGGAGCAGCAGGAGGAGGUGGGAACGUUCAGAACGCACUGCCUCAACAGGCAGACACAAAUGGAGUCACUCCUCAGCGACCUGAGCAGUCUGCAGAAGCAACAUGAUACCUUCCGGGAUUGGCUGCAGAAAAAGGAAAAACAGUCUGUGGGAUCAGACAAAGCUAAAGUUCUCCUCAAAGAGCUCGAGGAUGAGAGUGGUAGAGCCGACUCACUCAGAGAUUGUCUAGCUGCAUUACGUAAACAAUGCGUCAGAGCUGAAAGCCUCCUGAAGGACGGGGACAACUUGUUACAACGCUACAGAAACCUGAAGGCCAGGCUGCAGAAGCAGGUGGACAGCCAGAGCGCGCUGGAGGGAGAAUAUGGCAAGUUUAGUACUCAGGCUAAAAGCACAAAGACCUGGAUAGCUGACCUGCUGCAGCCCCUCACCUCCCCUAGCAAAGACACCAAGAAGGAGGAUCUGAAGAACAAAGCCCAGGCCAUCCUGAGCUCCAAACCUGAGGGCGACUGUAAAGUGAACUACCUGAGGAAACAAAGCCAAAGUCUGUGUGAGAGUGAGGACCUGGAGGAGGACAGGAAACAAGACAUUCAGCAAUCCGUCAGAGAAACAGAGGAGCAGUGGAGGAGUGCUCUGCAGACAGCUGAGCAGGCUGUCGACAAGGCAGAAACACAAGCUGUGUUAGAGAAGGACUUUGACACUUUCAAAGCCAAGACUGAAGAAGUUCAGACGUGGAUUAAAGACCAAGAGCAGAACCUGAAGUCGAUCGGUGGUUGCAUGAAAGUAGAAGAAAAGCUUCCGAUUGCACAAGCUGCUCUAAACUCCAAGCCUGAUGGAGAUGCAAAGCUCCGGGAUCUGAAGCAACAAUGCCAGAUUCUGUGUGACAGCCAGGGAUUGGACGAGAGCAGGAGGCCAGAGGUUCAGGACGCCAUCAGGAACACAGAGGAGCAGUGGAAGAAAGUCCUGCAUGCUGCUCAGGAUGCUCUCGACAAGACUGGGACUGAAGUUGCUGCCCAAAGGGACUUUGACGCUUUCAAAUCACAAUGUGAAAGUGUCCAGUCCUGGAUCAAAGAGCCAAAGCAGAAGCUGUUGUCCCUCGGUAGUCAUAUGCCGUUUGAAGAAAAGUUAAAGGUCGCACAGGCUAUUAUGACCUCAAAACCCGAAGGAGACUCCAAGCUGCUCGACCUGAAGAAACAAGGGGAAAGUCUGAGUGAGCAUCUGGAGGAGAGCAGAAAACCAGAAGUUCAUCAUUUGGUAAAAGAUGCUGAGCAGCAGUGGAGAAAUGUUCUUCAGGCCGCCAGACAGGCGGAGCUGCGAGGUCUUUCUGACGACUUUGACUCUCAGAGUAAAAACACUCUGUCGUGGAUCAGAGACAAACAACAGAAGCUGCAGUCUGCGGGCAGUCACACACCAGCUGAAGAGAGGACACGCACAGCUCAGAGCAUCUUGAGCUGCAAACCUGACGGUGACUGUAAGGUGAACAACCUAAGGAGGCGAGGCCAGAGUCUUUGUAACCAUCAGGAUGCAGACCAGGGUCGGAAAAAACACAUUCAGCAGACGGUCAAAGACACAGAGGAGCAAUGGAGGACGGUCCUGCAGGCCGCGAAACAAGUUGAAGAUGCUGCAGGAGCUGACAUCACCAAGAAGGCUGAGAAGGUGAAGUCGGAGCUGAGAGAAUUUGAUACCAGUCAGCAGGAUACUGGCAGAUGGCUUACAGACUUCCAACAACAAGUGGACUCACUGAACAGCCAAACCAAAGCUGAGGACAAACUGCACGCAGCUCAGGCCAUCAUAAGCUCCAAGCCCGCAGGAGACUCUAAGCUCCAGGAGCUCAAGAGACGAGGUCAGAGUGUGUGUGCUCAAGACCUGGGGGAAAACAAAAAACAAGAGGUGCGACAAAAAGUACAGGGCGCUGAAGAGCAGUGGACCAGAGUCCUGCAAAAUGCCAAACAAGCCCUGGAUCAGGCUGAGAGGCAGUGUGCUGUGGAGGGCCAGCUGAAGGAAUAUGAAGCCCUGAAGGAGAAGACCAGAGCUUGGCUGGAAAACAAGAGGAAGAGCCUGGACUCUGUGGACAGUCAGACGGAUCCAGAGAAGACCAUCAUCACUGCACAGACUAUUCUGAGCUCCAAGCCUGAGGGAGACUCCAAGCUGAGUGAGCUGAGGAGGCUAAGUCAGAGUUUGUCCGACCAGGAGGACCUGGAGGAGAACACAAGGCGAGAGGCUCAGCAGACAGUGAAACAGUCAGAAGAGCAGUGGAAGACGGUCCUGCAGUCGGCUGAGAGCACUCUGAAGAAAGCUGAGGUCCAGUACUCGCUUUCCAGGGAGCUGGAGGCCUUUGGUACCCAGGCAGAAAGCACCAAAUCCUGGGUUGAAGAACUGCAGAAACAGGCCAAGUCCCUAGGGAGUGGUACUCAGGGCAACCGAGCCCAGUUAGAGGACAGAUUGAAUAAAGCACAGGUCAUCUUGAGCUCCAAGUCUGAUGGUGACUCUCAAGUGACGGAGCUGAAAAGACGUGUGCAGAGUCUGUGUGAGCAAAAAGAUCUGGAGGGAGACAAGAAGAAGGAGGUACAGCAGAAGAUCAAAGACACUGAGCAGCAAUGGAGGACGGUCAUGCAGGCUGCUGAGGACACACAAAGACAGUUGAAGGGUGUUGUGGAUCGUUUGGUGUCCUGUGAAAACCAGCGCAGUAAGGCUGAGGCUCGCCUGACAGAUCUUCAGAAGCAGACGUCCAGCAUGCCUCGUGUGUUCCCGUGGCCUGGCCUGGGAGAGAGGAGGCAGACUAUGGAACAGGCCAGAACCCUGCUGGACCAGAGUUCAGCUUUGGUCCCCGUCCUCUCAGGCCUCCGCAAACAGUCUGCAGAGCUGUUUGAGAUCACCAAGGACCCUGGUCUGUCAGAUCCCUCAUUGGCAGCCAAAGAGGACUCCAUUCCUGUCAUGCUGAAAGAGCUAACUGAUGUAGUAGCUGACCGCGAGCAGGGCAUCCAGACGGAGAGGCAGUUCACGCAGCUGGUGGAGCAGCAUGAAGCAGCUCAGGACUGGCUGAGGGAGCACGUCAAAGCCCUGGAGGCUCCUCCUGCAGACAGACAGGGCCUGCACAGUGCUGUCAACAAUCUGAAGGCACUGCUCCAAACAGUGGACAGGGAGAAAAGAGAGAUGAAGGACCUGGACUCUGCCAGAGACAGUCUGCUUAACCUCUGCACCCCAGGAGGUAGGGCUGCUCUGACCCUGGAGGUCGGCCAUCUACAUGACCUCUGCACCGCCUCAGAGAAGGAGGUGAGGGAGCGCCUGGUGGCCUGUGAGACUCGUCUCGCUGAGCUGGAUGGUCAGGCAGCCAAGAGGGCUCUUGGGUUGAAGGAGAGAGCUGCGGCCCUGCAGUGGGAGCUCCGCUCUCUGGACCAGGCCCUCAGUUACAGCGAACCACAGAACAACAUCACUCAGCUGCAACAGCACUGGAACAGCCUCAAGAACUGCGAGAAGUCCCUAGAAGAUUUGGGUGUGAAGGUUCAUGACCUUGAUAAGGAAGUGAAAGCUACCCCCGCAGCUGAUGAGCUGUCAGCAGAGAUUACCACUGGGGUGGAGUCCUUAUGCCAGCAGCGUGACAGUCUAAAGUCCAGGCUGAUUGAGCACCAGGGUACCUGCUCUACUAACACAGCUCGCUGUCUGAUGGACUGCCUACACGACCUGCAGGAAUGGAACCAAAGCAAACCAUCACAGUCCAGUUCUUCUGCACAGGCAACAUUAGAGGAAGGUGCAAAGUUGCAUGCCAACCUGCAGGAGGCACUUUCUCACAAGAACUUUCUAACAGACUGUCUAAUGCCUGAGUUGAUUGGGAAACUGCAGAGAGACGGUUCAGAGACACUCAAAAAAGCAGACACACAUAAGACUACUCUCAGCCAAAAAAUUAAGGAACUUGAUGAAAAGAGUAAACAAAAGCUGCCUGGUAAAAAAGAGGAGACAAAGACAUCUGUAGUGGCACCACCAAGAAAAAACAAGCAGUCACCUGAGAAAAAGCAUCAAGAUAAAGUACAGAAAAGCAGUUCUUUAUCAGAAAAAUCUUCAUCUGUUGAGGAUGAUUUGCCAGUUUCAGCUGAGCUGCAAAUUGAAUCUAAAACAUCAAUACAUACUGUGGCAGCUGUCACGGAAGAAACAAAAACUACUCCUGUGGAACAAACCAGAACUGAACCUACAAAAAAGAAAUCUCAGAGUCCAACAGAUGCUUCAAAAACUUUUAAGGCACCAUAUGAAAGUCCAAAGCCACAAACCAAAACUGAGCCUGUUAAAGUUGAGAAAAUAAAACCCUCCCCUGAAGAACAGUUACAAGUCCAAAAGGCCAAGCAGCAGCCUGCAGCUGUUGUUAGUGAAACUACUACAAUUGUACCACCAAGGAAAACGUCCAAGACUUCCAUCACUGCUACUGAGACUGCACAGACUAAAGUGGAGCCUGAAGUGGUGAAAAGUACUUCUACUCAAGGGUUCCCCAAAGGUUUUCCAGGAACUGCUGCUGAGAAAGAAGCAAAGAAUGUGGCAACCAUUGUUCUAGAUAUAUCAGAGCAGAUAACAACUGCAGAGAUCACGGGCAACACUGACUCUGAGAAGCCUUCAACCACAGAGUUAGUUCAAGGGCUGACCAAAACAGCUGUUUUAGAGCAAAGUAAGAUUUCCCCCCCCAAGCGAAGGUCCAAGAUUAAGAGUACAAAACCAUCUCAGUCUGACCAGCAGGCAUCACAGAUAGAACCAGAAAGUCAAAAGUCUGCUUUGAGUUUGAUGGCAGAAACUGAAAAUGUUGUUAUGAAAGACACAAAGCUCCUACCAACCACAAGAAAAUCAAAGAGUGCUGAAAUUAUUACAAAUGUCCAGCAAGUUGAACUUGAAGAUAACAAGUCAGAACCUGAUGGCUCAAAGUCCUCUUCAACCCCACAGGGAGUCACAGAGCCGACAGAAACUAUUGUUGUUAAAGAAACUAAGCUUUCUCCAACAAAAAGAAGGUCAAAGGCUCCAAACCUCUCCCCAGAGCAUGCAACCAAUCAAGUGGAAGAGACUAAGAAGGACCCUGGAAGUCAGAAGCCUUCAUUGAGCUCCAGACUGCAAACUGAAGCCGUGGUUGGGGAAGCAACAAGGAAUAUAGCAACAAUUGUUUUAGAUGUAUCAGAUACAUUCCCUGGUCUCCCUGUUACAACUGAACCUGAAGUUGUACCACCCAGGAGGAAGUCAAAGGGUUUGGAGGUUUCUGCAGUCCCAGAGACUUUAGCUCUCCUUAGUGUGGAGCCUAAGGAAACCAAACACAAACCAGAAAAUGACUCUGCCAUCCCAGAGGUUUGUCAAGAGCAAGCUGAAAAUGCCAUUUUCGAACAGAGUAAGUUAAUACCACCCAAGAGAAAGUCUAAGAGUUCUGAACUUCCUCUUAAACCUGCUGACACCGAGGAACCUCAGACAAGUCAAGAGCUAGAAGGUCAGAAACCUUCUAUGAGUUCUGUUGACCAAAAUAAAGCUGCUGUUAGUGAAGAAGCAAAGCUGGUACCAACCAGAAGAAAGUCAAAGAACGGUGACCCCUCCACAACUUCCAAGACGGUUGCUCACCUAAGAUCACCUGAUGUAGACAGUGAACAAACUAAGAAAGAACUUGACAAUCAAAAGUCUUCAACUGCAGAUGUGGUCACAGGACUAGGUAAACUUACUGUUGCAGAAAAAGGUAAGCUUUCACCUACCAAAAAGCAGUUAGAGGGUCGAAAACUUUCCCUAGAACUUGUUACUAAGGAUGCAACAGAGCCUGACAGGCCGAAGUCAUUAGAGCAGACUGAAGAAGUUGUUCUAAAAGGAACAAAGCUCAUACCAACCAGGAGGAAGUCAAAAAGUUUUGACCUUUCCACAACUUCAGACGCUGAUAUGGAGUCAAAAGAGGAUGGAAAAGAACUUGAAGAAAGGCAGCCCCCUUCAGCUGAACAGGAAGUCACAGUAGUUACUGAAAACAUUCUGGGAAAAAGUGAGCUCUUGCCACCCAAAAGACAUUCAAAGAGUCAAAAUUUGAAGGAAGUGCAUGUAAUUGAAAAGCCAGAGAGCGAGAUUAUUGAGGCUGCUUUGGAGGACACCAGAGUUACACCAAUCAGGAGAAAAUCAAUGGAAAUCCAUGAUCGUCAGAAACCAAUUCCAACACAAGUGUUGGUCAAAACACUGACUACAUCUGCUGAAACUACUGUUGCAGAAAAGGGUCUGACACUUUCCCCGAAACUUGAAACUGCAGAGUUGAAAAUGGCCAUGGCAGGGGAUGAGAGUCAGAAGCAAACUACUACUCAUGCAGGGGUCAAAUCAACAUCUGGAAUUACUGCAGAUGAGAAAGGAAAACUUUCACCAACAAAAAGAAAGGUGAAAGGUGUAAAACCUUCUGAAAAGACCGAAACGUGUGAAAUAGAUAACCCUGAGAGUCAGAAAACUGAGGCUGCUGUUGUGGAAGAAACCAAAGGUAAACUGGUCAGGAAGAAGUCAAAGGAAGGGCCUAGCAGUCAGAAGCCAUCUACAACUCCAGGGGUGGUCACUGCACAAACUCAAAUUGUGACUGAGGAAAAGAGAAAGGUGUCACCUGCCGAUGAAAAGUCGAAGGUUGUGAAAGUAUCAACAGAACUCGGUACAACUCAGCUGAUAAGGACAAAGGAAGGGCUUGGCAGCCAGAAGCCAUCGCUGUCUCAGGGCAUGGACAUAGGACCAACUGAAAUGACUGAAAUAACUGUUGCAGAAAAAGCAAAGCUUUCACAUACUAAAGAACAGUCAAAGGGACUUAAACCUUCCACAGAACUUGCUCUAACUGACCUAGAAAAGACCAAGAAAGAACUUUCUUCGACUCGAGUGGUGGUCGCAUCACCAACUAAAAUAAUUGAACCUACUGUUGUUGAACAAGGUGAGCUUUCCCCAACCAAAAGAAAGGCAAAGGGAAAUAAACUUUCCCAAGAAGUUGCUAAAUCAGAGCCAGCAAAGACCAAGGAAGAGCCUGACAGUCAGAAGCCAUCUACAACUCCAGGGGUGGUCACAGCACAAACUCAAAUUGUGACUGAGGAAAAGAGAGAGGUGUCACCUGCCGAUGAAACGUCGAAGGUUGUGAAAGUAUCACCAGAACUCGGUCCAACUCAGCUGACAAGGACAAAGGAAGGGCCUGGCAGCCAGAAGUCAUCGCUGUCUCAGGGCAUGGACAUAGGACCAACUGAAAUGACUAAAAUACAUUUUGCAGAAAAAGCAAAGCUUUCACCUACCAAAGAACAGUCACAGAGUCUUAAACCUUCCCCAGAACUUGCUACAACAGAGCUGGAAAAGACCAAGAAAGAGCUAUUUUCAACUCCAGUGGUGGUCGCAGUACCAACUAAAAUAAUUGAAACCACUGUUGUUGAACAAGGUGAGCUAUCCCCAACCAAAAGAAGUCAGAAGCCACCUACAACUCCAGGAGUGGUCACAGCACAAACUCAAAUUGUGACUGAGGAAAAGAGAAAGGUGUCACCUGCUGAUGAAACGUUGAAGGUUGUGAAAGUAUCACCAGAACUUGGUACAACUCAGCUGACAAGGACAGGGGUUGAGAGUCAGAAGCAAACUACUACUCCUGCAGGGGUCAAAGCAACAUCUGGAAUUACUACAGAUGAGAAAGGAAAACUUUCACCAACAAAAAUAAAGGUUAAAGGUGUAAAACCUUCUGAAAAGACCGAAACGUGUGAAAUAGAUAAACCUGAGAGUCAGAAAACUGAGGCUGCUGUUGUGGAAGAAACCAAAGGUAAACUGGUCAGGAAGAAGUCAAAGGAAGGGCCUAGCAGUCAGAAGCCACCUACAACUCCAGGAGUGGUCACAGCACAAACUCAAAUUGUGACUGAGGAAAAGAGAAAGGUGUCACCUGCCGAUGAAAAGUCGAAGGUUGUGAAAGUAUCAACAGAACUCGGUACAACUCAGCUGAUAAGGACAAAGGAAGGGCUUGGCAGCCAGAAGCCAUCGCUGUCUCAGGGCAUGGACAUAGGACCAACUGAAAUGACUGAAAUAACUGUUGCAGAAAAAGCAAAGCUUUCACAUACUAAAGAACAGUCAAAGGGAAUCAAACCUUCCACAGAACUUGCUCUAACUGACCUAGAAAAGACCAAGAAAGAACUUUCUUCGACUCGAGUGGUGGUCGCAUCACCAACUAAAAUAAUUGAACCUACUGUUGUUGAACAAGGUGAGCUUUCCCCAACCAAAAGAAAGGCAAAGGGAAAUAAACUUUCCCAAGAAGUUGCUAAAUCAGAGCCAGCAAAGACCAAGGAAGAGCCUGACAGUCAGAAGCCAUCUACAACUCCAGGGGUGGUCACAGCACAAACUCAAAUUGUGACUGAGGAAAAGAGAGAGGUGUCACCUGCCGAUGAAACGUCGAAGGUUGUGAAAGUAUCACCAGAACUCGGUCCAACUCAGCUGACAAGGACAAAGGAAGGGCCUGGCAGCCAGAAGUCAUCGCUGUCUCAGGGCAUGGACAUAGGACCAACUGAAAUGACUAAAAUACAUUUUGCAGAAAAAGCAAAGCUUUCACCUACCAAAGAACAGUCACAGAGUCUUAAACCUUCCCCAGAACUUGCUACAACAGAGCUGGAAAAGACCAAGAAAGAGCUAUUUUCAACUCCAGUGGUGGUCGCAGUACCAACUAAAAUAAUUGAAACCACUGUUGUUGAACAAGGUGAGCUAUCCCCAACCAAAAGAAGUCAGAAGCCACCUACAACUCCAGGAGUGGUCACAGCACAAACUCAAAUUGUGACUGAGGAAAAGAGAAAGGUGUCACCUGCUGAUGAAACGUUGAAGGUUGUGAAAGUAUCACCAGAACUUGGUACAACUCAGCUGACAAGGACAGGGGUUGAGAGUCAGAAGCAAACUACUACUCCUGCAGGGGUCAAAGCAACAUCUGGAAUUACUACAGAUGAGAAAGGAAAACUUUCACCAACAAAAAUAAAGGUUAAAGGUGUAAAACCUUCUGAAAAGACCGAAACGUGUGAAAUAGAUAAACCUGAGAGUCAGAAAACUGAGGCUGCUGUUGUGGAAGAAACCAAAGGUAAACUGGUCAGGAAGAAGUCAAAGGAAGGGCCUAGCAGUCAGAAGCCACCUACAACUCCAGGAGUGGUCACAGCACAAACUCAAAUUGUGACUGAGGAAAAGAGAAAGGUGUCACCUGCCGAUGAAAAGUCGAAGGUUGUGAAAGUAUCAACAGAACUCGGUACAACUCAGCUAACAAGGACAAAGGAAGGGCCUGGCAGCCAGAAGCCAUCGCUGUCUCAGGGCAUGGACAUCGGACCAACUGAAAUGACUGAAAUAACUUUUGCAGAAAAAGCAAAGCUUUCACCUACCAAAGAACAGUCACAGAGUAUUAAACCUUCCCCCGAACUUGCUACAUCAGAGUUGGAAAAGACCAAGAAAAAGCUAUUUUCAACUCCAGUGGUGGUCGCAGUACCAACUAAAAUAAUUGAAACUACUGUUGUUGAACAAGGUGAGCUAUCCCCAACCAAAAGAAAGGCAAAGGGAAAUAAACUUUCCCAAGAAGUUGCUAAAUCAGAGCCAGCAAAGACCAAGGAAGAGCCUGACAGUCAGAAGCCAUCUACAACUCCAGGGGUGGUCACAGCACAAACUCAAAUUGUGACUGAGGAAAAGAGAAAGGUGUCACCUGCCGAUGAAAAGUCGAAGGUUGUGAAAGUAUCAACAGAACUCGGUACAGCUCAGCUGACAAGGACAAAGGAAGGGCCUGGCAGCCAGAAGCCAUCGCUGUCUCAGGGCAUGGACAUAGGACCAACUGAAAUGACUGAAAUAACUUUUGCAGAAAAAGCAAAGCUUUCACCUACCAAAGAACAGUCACAGAGUCUUAAACCUUCCCCAGAACUUGCUACAUCAGAGUUGGAAAAGACCAAGAAAGAGCUAUUUUCAACUCCAGUGGUGGUCGCAGUACCAACUAAAAUAAUUGAAACUACUGUUGUUGAACAAGGUGAGCUAUCCCCAACCAAAAGAAAGGCAAAGGGAAAUAAACUUUCCCAAGAAGUUGCUAAAUCAGAGCCAGCAAAGACCAAGGAAGAGCCUGACAGUCAGAAGCCAUCUACAACUCCAGGGGUGGUCACAGCACAAACUCAAAUUGUGACUGAGGAAAAGACAAAGGUGUCACCUGCCGAUGAAAAGUCGAAGGUUGUGAAAGUAUCAACAGAACUCGGUCCAACUCAGCUGACAAGGACAAAGGAAGGGCCUGGCAGCCAGAAGCCAUCGCUGUCUCAGGGCAGGGACAUAGGACCAACUGAAAUGACUGAAAUAACUUUUGCAGAAAAAGCAAAGCUGUCACCUACCAAAGAACAGUCACAGAGUAUUAAACCUUCCCCCGAACUUGCUACAUCAGAGUUGGAAAAGACCAAGAAAGAGCUAUUUUCAACUCCAGUGGUGGUCGCAGUACCAACUAAAAUAAUUGAAACUACUGUUGUUGAACAAGGUGAGCUAUCCCCAACCAAAAGAAAGGCAAAGGGAAAUAAACCUUACCAAGAAGUUGCUAAAACAGAGCCAGCAAAGACCAAGGAAGAGCCUGACAGUCAGAAGCCACCUACAACUCCAGGAGUGGUCACAGCACAAACUCAAAUUGUGACUGAGGAAAAGACAAAGGUGUCACUUGCCGAUGAAACGUCGAAGGUUGUGAAAGUAUCAACAGAACUCAGUACAACCCAGCUGACAAAGACAACGGAAGGGCCUGGCAGCCAGAAGCCAUCACCGACACAAGAAACGGUCAAAUCACCAACUGAAAUUGCUGUUGUAGAAAAAGAAACACUUUCACCAACCAAGAGAAAGACAAAGGGUCUUAAACUUUCCCCAGAGCUUGCUACAGCAGACUUGACAAAGACCAAGGAAGAGCCGAAGAUUCAGAAGCCAUUUUCAACUCAAGGGACGACAACCACACCGACUGAAAUCACUCAAGCAAUUGCUUUGGAAAAAGGAAUGCUUCCAUCUUCCAAAGAAAAGUCAAAGAGCCUUGAACUUUCUCUGGAGCUUGCUAACACUGAAUUGACCAAAAACAAGGAUGAGCCAGACAGUCAAAAGCCAUUUUCAACCCAAGAGGUUGUCACAACACUAACUGUUGAUGACAAAGCAAGGCCUUCCCCUGCCAAGGAUCAGUCAAAGAGUUCAAAACCAUCCUCAGAACUUGUUACAACAAAUCUUCCACCAACCAAAACUGAAUCAAUGAGCCAUCCUCCAAUUAAGGAUACUGAUGAAUCAAGUAUCCCUAAGAAACUUGAACCUGCAGAGGCUCUUAAGGAUGUCAGUCCUGUUAGUAAAAUGCUUACUCUUGAGGUACGUGGAACCAUUCAGGAGCUCCCUGGAAAAAAAGUGGCUACAUUGAUUCUGGACACGCCUGACAGUUUUGUACAGAUGGCUGAUACUAAGCCAUUGAUCAGAAGUGAAAGUAAACCUGUGUUAGAAAAGGCUGAUACCACUUCUGUACAAUCCUCAGGAAAAGUAGAUACUAAGCCCCAGUUACAGGAUGCUAAAGCCAGACCUAAAGAAGCCCCAAAACAAACCAUUACCCUGCCUAAGGAAAAAGACACAAGUACUUUACCUCAAACCCGACCACCACUUUUCACCAAGCCUACUGACACACCACCUGAGGCAGAUGCCAAGGACGGGCUAAUGAAAAUCACAACUGAGGUUAAGCAAAGGUAUCUGGUUCUUGAUCUGCCUGAGACCAGGUCCACCCUGAUAAGUGGGCGAGAGUCUAAUCAGUUGGAGGCGAAGCCUCUGGCGCAAAGUGGCUCCACUCAAACUACCUCUGCUGUUUCUGCAGCGGGGCAGCCUCAUAAGGCAGAUAUGGAAUCUUCUAAAAUAAGCUCAUCCAAAAAAGACAUAAAGUCAAAUGAACCUGUGAGUCAGCUGAUGCCUUUGGAUAGAACCAAUAAGGACAAGCCACAUGGUGAAAAAGCAGUCCAUGCUGAAGUAUCAGCACAUGGCACUGAAGAUGCACUCAAGAGCUGGGGAGUGAAGCCUGGUAAACUGGAAGAAAUACAGAUGGAGCCUGAAGUGCGAGUCCUACAGCUAGAUUUACCAGCAGGCCAGGAGCAGAAGGAAGACAUUCCUGUUCAAGUAGCAAAAGAGCCAGUGAGAGAUAUUGUACAAACACAUGUUCUCCGUGAUGGAUUACAAGAAAACACAGGUGCUACCACUGCUGAUGUUAUGCCAGAGAAAGCUGCAGUUCAGGUUACCAAGAUAAAGGUGCAAGAAAGCAACACUAAAAGUAAAGAUAAUCUAGCUCUAAGGGACUCUGCUCAACCAACUUCUCCCGCUUCAGAAUCAACACAAUCAAAUGAGGCAGUAACAGAAUUCAUAGAGAUAAGCUUGUAUGAGCAAGACUUAGUAAAACCAAACCAAACUGAAACCAAGAUAGAGCUCAUGAAAACUUCACAGGACAGAUCUAAGGCAGAAAAAGGGGUCCAAGAGGAGCAUCCUAAAGUUUCAAUGCUUGGUAUGCCUGAUGAACCUAAGGUCUACGAUGAAUCUGGCCAAAAGAUAAGAAUGGAAAAAAUCCACAUGGGGCCUGAUGUGCGAAUCCUAGAGCUAGAUAUCAUGACGGGUUUAGAGGAGGAAAACACAUUGGUCACAAUAGCAAAAGAGCCAAGAACAGAUAUUGUUCAAACAACUAUCAAGAGAGACACGGCACCAGAAAAUAAAGAUAAGCCUAUUCCUGAAGUUAAAACGGAAAAGGCAGCAGUGAAGACAAUCGUAGAAUUGCAAAAAGUUGUCACUGAAAAGCAAGUGAAUGUCCCUCAGAGUGAACCCUCCCAGUCCACCUCUGUUGCUUUUGCAGCUGUGCAGCCAAGUGAAGCAGAGACAAAACUUGCAGGGAAAGGUUUAGCGGAGCAAGAAAUUGUAAAACCCGGUGAAACAUUGGUUAAGCUGGAGCUUGUGAAAACCACACAGGAAGGACCCAAAAAGGUGAAGGAUCAUGAUGUACAGGACAAGCAUGCUAAAGUGCCACCAAAAGCCAUUCAUGAUGCGGCCAAGAGCCUGGUCGAAAAGUCUGUAGGUCAAGCAGUCAUUAAGAGCGGAAAAGUGCCUGGAAAUAAAGAGCUGACUUCACCUGACAUUCAGCCUGAAAAGACUGCAGUAAAUAUUUCCAUGGUUGAAGUGAAGACCCAGGGACAGCCCUCUCAAGUGGUGACACAGGGCAAGCAGAAUGCAUCUGACACCAUGAAAGAAAAGUCUGUAUUUAUGGAGAACAUCCAGAAACAGCCUGAAGUACCUGAUUUAAGCUUAUCAGAACAAGGCAAAGAGAAACCAAGCUCAACUGUGACACAGCAAGAACGCUUCAAAACCACACAGGGUAGCCUGAAAGAUGUCAGGGAUUGUGCUGUGGAUGAAAAACAGGAAAAGGGGUCCCCAAGUGAUGUGCAUGUUGUACCGAGAAGCCUUGAUGAAAAGUCUGCUGAAAAAGAAGAAAUCCCCAUUGCUGCUAAAAAAGACAAAACUCUCACAAGAGGACAGGAACCAAGGGUGGAAUCAAGUAGCCAGUUUGGAGCAGUGGAAGAAGGCAAGGAGGUGUCCACCCCUGACCUUCUCUCUCACAAGUCUGCCGUCAAGACGGUCAGGGUCGAAGUGAAAGAAACCAUUACUGAAUUCCUACCUCAAUCCAGAGUCCAAACAGAUGCAGAGGAAAAGAAAAAAGAGCUGAAAGGGGGAGAGGAGAGGACGACUCAGGAGGAGGGAAUGGAAAAGAUGGACAAAGUUGAAACACAAAAGGCUCCAAUGGCAACAACCACAACCACUGGUGGGGAAGUGAGGAGUAUGCGAUCACCGCAGGAGCUGGUGUACAAGACUGACAAGGUGUCUCCAACAUCACUGCAGGCAGUCCAGCAAUCUUCAACUGUCACUAACUGGGGUGCGAUAUCCCUGAUGGAAGGAUCCCAGCCGCAGGAAAAUAAAUCUCCGGCCGAGGCAAGUGCUGCGAAGACUGAGAAACUUGUUCUGGAGGAGCCUGAAGGAUCCACCAUGAGGAAUAUCUUCAAAGACAUACAGCUACACAUGGGAACAGGACCAAGCAGUCCGCUCACUGAGGAAUCCAAAAUGAAAGUACAGGGUAAACCAACUAAGGAUGCUCCAGAGGGUCUGAUUACAUCCACUAGAGAUCUGGAAACUCGUCUAAGCAGGCUGGUUUGUAAAGUCCUGAGCUGCAAGAACCAACCAGCUGAGCUCAACCCAACAGCCAUGGCACAGCAGUUUGAGGAGGCUCAGAAAUGCAGAGAGACCGCUGAAGAACAGGUGUCAUUGCUCUCUAAAAUGAGACUAGCUGAUGCUGAGAACACGGAUGCCCUGCAGCAGCUGGAGGACCAGUGGAGUACUGCUGUUCAGGAUGCUGCGGCCAUCAUCCAAAAUAAAGAGGCCCAGCUGCAGGACGUGACGGAUUACUGCAGGCAGACCAAAGCAGCGGAAACCACCCUGGAGAAAUUAACAGCAGAACUGGAUGCUGUUAGAACGUCCCCAGAGGAAAGCAGCCUCAAAGAGGCAGAGCGACUGACUUCCUCACAGAGAAGUAUGGAGGAGAACAGAGCAGUGCUUGGGCAAAUGCUCUUGGCCCAUACCAAGGUAUGCCCCCAUCUUAGUCGGUCUGAACGAGCUACUGCACAGGCUGAUUACAAGAACCUGCAAGUGCAAUGGAGGGGCCUAGAAAGAGCUGUGGAGAGAUCCUUGUAUAACACAAAUAUCCAUUCCCAAGAGACCAGCUGCCUUCUGUCAGAGAUAUCAAGUCUUCAGGAAGAUUUGGAGGCUAUAAGCAAAGACCUUGAAGCCAAGCCUUCCUCAGGUGCUCCAUGGGAUUGCAAUAAAGCCCAGAAACUGAUGGCGGCAAAUGCUGAAGUUAAAGCUGCCCAGCAGAAAUACCUUCAUUUGCAGAAACAGUUACAGGCUCUGCUCCUCAGCUCCCAUUGGGAGACAGAAACUAAAAAGAUAGAGCAGGACCUUCAGAGGGUCAAAGACCAACUUUGCCACACAGAGGAACUGGUGUCCUCCCAAACGCAGAACAGCAGCAACCCCACCAUGGAGAAAAUCAUUGUAGUGAUGAGGGAUGGACUUGCCUGGGCGAAGCAAACGGAGAGUGACAUUGAGGGCAGAAGGAAGAGGGUGGCUUUUCUGCCUGAGGAGGUGCACCAACAGCUUAGAGACCUAAAGAAGCUGCAGUCUGAGGUCCUCGCCAAACAGGGCCAGCUGGAGUCGCUGGUGGAGGAGGUGACAGAGCUCCUUCCUCAGCUGGACCAGACCGAAGAGGUGCCAAUGGUGCGCAAAUCUUUGGGAUCCCUUGAAGAACUCUCAAAUUCGACUACUGAUAAGCUAGCAAAGGCUGUUAGAGAGACAGAGUCAGGACUUCAAACCAGAGAGAAGCUGUCAGAGCAGAUUGCCGACCUGGACUCCUGGGUUGUGGCUCAGCUUAAUAGAGAGGCUACCAGAAGUGUGGAUAAUGAGCUCAGGAAUCCUUCUGAGUUUGAGCGCAGAGUUCGUCAGAUCCAAGCUACCCUGGCAGAGGCUGAGAAGCAGUCUGCUGUUUGUGAGGCUCUUCUAAUGAAGAGUAAAGACCUUGCCUCAGAACUCAGCAUCACAGAGAACUGCAGGCUUUUUGACAAGCUUACCACCCUUCAAGAGGAAAUCAGAGCCAUUAGCAGCUAUGAGAAGGCCAACAAGAAGGAGCUGGACGAACUCACAGAGACUGUAGAGUCAAGCAAGAAAGACCUGGUAGCCGUUGAAAAAAGCCUGCGGCAGAUACUCGUAGAUCUGAAUAGAAACAGGUUUCCCAUCACCCGAGAGUCCCUACAAGCAUUGGAGCCUUUCAAACAGAUGAUUUUGGAGCACAAGUCCCGGGUUGACCUUCUGCAACCGUGGAUUCCCCAAGAAAAAUCAAAGGAACUUUACGCAGUCAUUUCUGAGCUGUACAGCAAAACGGUCACCCUGGAAUCGAGAGCCCAAGAUCAUGAGGGAUACUUGAACAUGAGGCAGUGUGUGGAGGACCUCAGGGAGAAAAUCGAGGAGCAGGUCCACGAGACCAAAGAUGACAGGAAAGACCCCGUGGAGAAGUACAAAGUCUGUCAGACCCUUCUGGUCCAGUUUCCACUGAUGAGGCAUUUGUCCAAGGAGGCUCAUUCCAAACUCCAGCUGAUCUCUGCUGACCUGUACCCCUCCCAGCUUAACGCAGAGCGACUGAGGCUCAAACAGAACGAGGAUAGCAAUGACACCUUGGAGAUGAUGCUAUACAACAACCUCAGCAUCAUAGAGUGGAAACUGAUGAAGGAACUGGACCUGGACACAGAGAGGCAAGCCGCUGGGGCAUUUCUCCAGAAUACCCAACAAGAGCUGCAGAAACGCCACACGUUGGAGGCAAAUGAUACAGCAAUUGACAACGAGUACCGGAGAAUCAUGUAUUUGAAAAAGACUGUCGAGUCAAGAAUGAGAGCUUUGGAGGUUCUGGAGCAAAACAAGGGAAACGAACAAUCCCAAGAUUUGAUGGUCUUGAAGAAAGUACUCCUCAAUGAAAGUGACAAACAGAUGCUGGAAAUCUCCAAAGCCAGAGAGUCUUUCCGAAACUACACAGACGCUGUCAGACAGGCAGCCCAAUUCCUGAGAGACAUCGAGGUCUCCCUGCUGCCGCCACACGGCUCUGCUGGCCUCUGCUCUGAGAGGGUGGAGCAGACGCAGCAGGCUUUGGCUUCACUGCAGCAGCAAUUCCAGACGCACGUUGAGAAGCUCCAGAGCCUGAACGAGCUGCAUCCUUACGUGUCCCCCCAGAGGGUGGAGCAGCUACAGGAGAACAUUCUGAGCCAGCUCCUGGUGAGGAUGUCCACUCUCCAGGCAAGAGGCCACGUGCACCUGGACUGUCUAAGCAGAUGUGCAGAAAACCACCAAAAAUUCACCAAGUGUCAAGAGAAAAUCAUCAAGACUUUGAACAGCGCAGAGAACAGCCUCUCACAAUUCAUCUGUCAAAAAGUCACCUGUCUCGCUGGCUGUACUGACCAGCAAGCCAAGCUUGAAGCUUUGUCUGAGGAGGUGGAGUCACUGCAGAGGCGUCUGGAGGAGCUAAAGGAGUGGUGUCCAGAGCAGAGCUGUUUUGGAGGCAGGGAGGCCAGCGUGACUGCUCUCUGGAAACGGCUAGCAAGACUACGUCGUUGCACACUGUGGCUGAAAACCAGAAGUAAACAGAGGGUCACUGAAUGGAGCCAAAUCACUGACAGUGUGGAGAAAGCCUCAGCCGUCCUGGACCAGGUGGAGGCGGAGCUUCCUGAUAGCUCUCGGGUUAAAGCCUCGACUGAGGAGCUCCAGGACCUGCUGCAGUCCUGGGAACAGUACCAGGACAGGCUGGACUGCGAACACCGUGCCUUGUCCGCACUGGAGCUGCGCACUGCCAGGCUGCUGGGUGUCCCCGCCCACCUCGAGCAGGCUCCUUCCACUCCUAUCUGUCAGAAACUGCAGGCGAUGCAGGGACGAUACGGCAGUGUGAAGCAGAGGAGCAGGCAGGGUUUGGAGUCGGCCAGGGUGGAACUGGAGGAGAGAGAAAAGCUUCGGGAGGAGCUGCAGGGCGUCACGGUCUGGCUGGAGGCUGCAGAUGGUCUUCUGUCAGAGAUGGAGCAGAGCCGCAGCACACAAGAGCUACAGGAGGUUCACAGCCAGCUGUGUACCCAGAAGGCUUUGCUCCAGCGCAUCAUGGAGAGCCUGAGGAUGAAGUACUCGGACAUGUACACCCUGGUCCCGGUCGAUAUCGACGGCCAGCUGAAGGAAGUCACUCAGUCCCUGCGGAAAGUGGAAGUGAAGGUGGGAGCGGCGGUGGAGAGGAGUGGUCCCGUCCACAGGCUGGGUGCUAAGCUGUCUGAAAUCCAGGCUGGCCUGAGGUCAGUUCAGAGAAGGCUGGAACAGAGGAGCCCCUCUGUGGUCCAAGCAAAGGUCACACAGAAGCGUGUGUGGGACGAGCUGGACGUGUGGCACUCGUGUGUGGCAGCGCUUGAGGUGGACAUGCAGGACCUGGAGAAGCCAGAGGAGGCGCUGAUCCUCACAGAGAGGCUGGUGGAGGUCCAGCAGCUCCACUCCCAGCUCGCCAAGCAGGCGGAGCAAAGGACCACCCAAAUCAGCAAGAUCCACAUGUGGCUUCAGGAGCAUCAGGAGAUGAUCAAGAGCUCUAAAAGCUGGAUGUCAGAAGCUCAGACGUGGCUCGCUGCUCCCUGCACCUACACCGUCGCUAAAGACCUGAGCAGCCAUGUUCAAGCCCUGAAGACGGUGUUGGAUGACUCGGCUCAGAUCAGAACCACCCUGCAGGGCUUCAGCUCCGUCCUGAACGAGAUGUCGCAGGUUUGCGACGUCACAACUCUGCAGGAGCAGCUGGUCAAAGCCGAUCGUGAUGUGGCCAACGUUCAAGACAGCUUCACGGCUCCCCUGUCUCAGCUGGAGCACGCUGCUGCCGAGGUGGAAGCCAUCGAGAGUGAAGUCAGGCGAAUGGAGAACAACGUGGCUGACAUUAAGACUUUAUUAACAUCUCCUGAGACCUUCCCUAGUCCCAGAGAAGAAAGCCUCAAGGCUGUUGAGAAGAGGAUCCAGACCAUGAGGAGGACCAUAGCUGAGAUCCAGAAGUGCAAACCCGGCCUUUGUCUUCCAGAGAAGGCCGAGGAGACUCUGUUCGUCUUCACCGUCGUGGACCAGCUGCAGACUCUUCUGCUAGAACUGGAGAAGAAGGUCCCUGCUCUGUUCAUUCAGCAGCCUCUGACUCCAGUUCAAGCCAAAGCUCCGUCAACGACCUCUCCGCUUAAACUCCUGAAGUCUACUUCAAAUGAGGAUGAGAAAGAAGACAUGGAGCAGGGACGAAUCAGGAUAGCUCACGUUGAAGCGGACGUACUGAAGAGAUCCGGAGCCGCUCUCCUGACUGUUGAGCAUUCCUCCUCUGACCAGAGGAAGUCCAGGACAACCGACAGCACCAAGCAGCGCGAGCAUGAAGGCGUGCUCCAGGCUGAAGAAGCCAGAGAGAAAACAGGGAGUGAGGAGCAGAGAGUGGAAGAAGGUGGAGGAGGUGUUUUGUGGUGGCUCUGGGAUGCUUUCCUGGGCUCUUCUCCAGAGGAGCCCAUGGUCUGGUCCCCUGAAGAGACUGAUGAUGCCACUGAACUAAGGACUGAACAGGCUGAGGAAGCUAGACAGGAUGUUGAGACCCCCUCUGACAGCGCAGAAGCAAGUUCAUCUGAAGCUUUAUCAAAACCCGUGGGCACAGUCAGAACUCAGUCGCUGCCCGAGAGCAUGGUAAACACAACCGCAACCACAACAAUAAAAGUCUCCAAAGCCGAGUCUGCGUCCCAGCAGAAAUGUGUAGUCUCCAGCUACAACCUGCUCAGGUGGAGUCUAAUUAAAGCUACAGAGAGCUCAGGUCAGCUCCCUCUCCUCCCUAUUUCCUCUCAACCUGCGACCCUGGAGCAGAGAGGUUCAGCUGGGUGUGUUGUGUUUGUGUCCCAGGCCCUGGAGGAGCCCCCAAGACCUGGGCCCCGCCCCGCUGAAGGUGUCCUCAAUGCAUGCCUGGGGAGGGUCGGUCAGCUGGAGCUGUGGCUGCAGAAAGCCCAGUGGAGCCUGGUAGCUGCAGGACCUGCUGCUGCUUCUGCUUCUGCUGGUGGUGGAUCAACGACUAUGCCGGAUAGCUUGGAGCAGCAACUCCUCACCUGCGAGGAGAUGUUCCUGGAGAUCGAGCAGAAGAUCGCCGGUCUCUCAGCGACUGACUCGCCCUCCGACCAGCAGCAGGAGGAACUGGGAGCUGUGGGGCCUCAGCAGGAAGCAGCUGAACUUCUCUCAUCCAAGCUGGAGCUGCUGAAGGCAAACCUGGUCUGUUUCCAACAGCUGCUGCAGGAACGACAGGGAGAGGAGAGAGUCACUGCUCACAAAGAGCCGCAGGAACAGAAGUCAGAACGCCAGUCAGAGCGCCCCCUGGAGUCCAAGUUAAAGCGCAGCAGCAGCGUUCAGGAGAUCUUCUCCUCACCGAAAAACAAACUCCUGAGACAGGGCAGCCUGCAGCAGCAGAAGGAGUUGGAGCAGGAGCUGACAGAACAGAGAGGACUUACCCGGGCCAUCGCCAGGCAGGGCAGCAGAGGCCGCCUCUACAGCCAGGAAACAGAGGAACACAGCCCUCUGUCACCACGGCGGCCUCCUGCUGAGCCUGAUGUGAACGAGGACCCUGCUCAGAAGAAGUGGGCUUGCCUUCGCAGCCGGCUGCUGGCUGUGGAGGAGAGCUUUCUGCUUCCUCCCUCUGAGGUGUCAGACUCAUAUGUGAGGCGUGGUGAUGGAACAGCAGGACGUAUGAUUGGCACACAAGCACUGAAAGAGCUUCAAACUCACAUCAGCCAUCUCAGAGACCUGGGACACACAGCCACAGAGCGUCUGAGUCAGGCCUCCCAUGAGGACGGUUCCUAUCAGACUCUGGAUGAGGGUUUGUUUCAUGUUCUGCACGGCGCCUCCCUGUUGCUGUCCUCCAUCAAUAACCUACUGCUCUCACCUGCUGGGAUGACACCAGAGGAAGACACACAGCUGAGGCUUUUGCAGCUGCAGAGUCUGUCUACAGAGAUGGAAACCCUUGGAAAUGAGCUGGCCUCUCAGGGACCAAAAGUGGCCUGUGCCCUUGGUUCAGAGUGUGUUCAGAAGUGUGUAGAUGAUGUGUGCAGAGUUCUUCCCGUGGUUCAGGCUGCACUGAGCUGCAGCGAGAAGCAGCUCAGAAAGCUGCAGGAGGAAACUGCAAAGCAACAGAUACAACUAAAUGAGUUGCAUGCAGCCUUCACCUCUAACCAGACAACUGUACACCAAAACAUUAAUGCAUUUAAUGGAACCUUGGACCCUAACAAUCAACUACAGACUGUGGCUCAGAUGCAGGAGUCUCUGCAGCAGCAGGUGGAGCAGGUGAGCUCCCUGCUUGAGGUGGCUGACCGACACAACCUGGCUGCACCUCAAAUCCAGCAGGCCAAGCGGCUGCAGGGUGAGCUGGACAGAUCUCUGGGCGGUGUUCGCUCCUGCUGUGAUGAGCUGAAGAGCAGCGUGGAGCUGCAGCAGCAGUAUGAGCGCCUGGUCCACAGCCUGGAGGAGCUCAUCGCUUUGGGCUCUGAACGCCUCUCACAGCAGCCUGACACAGAGCUGCACAACAGAGCUCAGCUCCAGCAGCAGCUCGGCAGUCAUACAAAAUUCUUCCAGUUCCUGGGCCAUCAUUUUAGGACCCUGCAGUACCUGACCUGGAGAAUACCUGAGAGCGGCCUCCAGAGGUGGGAGGCUGUAGUGAUGGGCCUGCAGGAUGAGGUGACUCGACUUCAGCAGAACGGACUGGAAAGAGGGACCAGGAUGCAGGAAACAUUACAGAUGUGGUCUCAGUGGGAGGAGGACAGAGCCUGGUCAGACUCCCUGCUAAGAGGGAUUGAGACUUCUCUUCCGAAAUUGCUCGCUGGGGCUGAUUCUGAGGAGCAGGUAUCAGAGAAGCUCUCUGUAUUCCAGGAGCAGCGACUCGUUCUGGAUGCAAACAAAGCACGUUUGAGUCAGAUGCUGGAGAAGGGGACCUGGCUGCAUGAGGUGGGCUGCAGAGGAGUUGAAGCGUCCACCAGGAAGCUGGACUCACGCUGGAAAGCGUUGCAGAAGAGGGUGGAGCAUGAACGCAUCGACGUAGACAGAAAAAGGAAGCUGAGGAACAGGUUUCUUCGAGACUCUGCUGCACUGGCUGAAUGGAUGGGCGGGGCCAGAGGCAUGAUUGACACAUUUUCAGCCAAUGAGGAGAUGGAUGUUGAACAGAGGCGGGACUAUUACCUGCAGUUUAUGGCUUUGACCAAAGAGUUGGAGGCCAAAUCUGGACUGAAGGUGGCUGUGAUCGGUGCUGGAACACGGCUGGUCAAUCUGAGGGAAACAGAUGAAGGCUCAGAUAGAAAUCCAGAGGACAGAGAGACUACAGACCAAGAUCUGUGCUCCAUCCAAUCCCAGCUCAGACAGAUAGAGCUGGACUGGUCCAGUCUGCUGGCGGAUGUUCCUGUCACCCAACAAGCUCUUCAUAAGCAAUGGAUGAAGACGUUGAGCCAGCAGGGGGCGCUGCUGGAGCUGCAGUCCUGGCUGGAAGCUGCUGAGUGCCGGCUGGAGGAGCAUCGCCGCAGAAUAAACCAAACCUCCUCACUCAACACUGAUCUGAGUCAGCUGCUGAAGUACUGCAAGGAAUGUCAAGCAGAGAUGUCAGCCCAUCAGGCCACCCUGGACUUUGUAAACCCGCCUUUACAAACAUGCAUCACUGAAGAGGGCCAGAGGGGGCGCUAUGUGCACAACCACUUUGCAGAUGAGCAGGGUCGUCUCAACCAUCGGUGGCUCAGUUUGAAGGAAACGCUCAACUCUCAGAUUGCAGAGGUGGAGCAGGAGCUGAGGAGCAGAGUGGAGCGGGAGGCUCGGCUGCAGCAGAUCAACAGCUGGAUCGCAGAUCAGAACCUCUGGAUCCAGUCUGCUCAGACACCCAGCAGCAGGACCGAUCUGCAGAGGAGCAUCAACACCUGCCAGGAUCUUGAGGACGAGAUCAGACAGAAGUCUGAGGCGCUUCAUGAGUUAAGAGACAAACUUGAUGGAGGAGUUCAAAGCUGCUGUGAUUUUAUCUCUCAGAUUGAGAAAUCCAUUCAGCACUGUGCAGCUCUCAUGCAACAGAAGAACUCUAUGAAACAGAAGUUGACUGAUGCUCAGCGGCUGUGGGAUUUUGCGGAGAAGCAACUCAAUCAGAUGACGCUGAAAGCAGUGAGGACGUCUCAGACUCUUGAAUAUCACAGCAGCCCUCAGCUCUGCCUGCAGGCACACAGAGAUGUCCAUGAGAAGCUUCAGGUUCUUCAUGAGGAGACAGAAGCUUCCACAGCACAAUGGGACGAACUGAAUCAAACUGUUUCCUCCCUCAAAGACGUCAUAAAUCCUCCUGCCGCCAUCUUUCUCACUGAACGGCUAGACACAAAGAGAGACAGUUGGUCUGUGGUGUCUGGAGAGCUGGACCAGAAGCUGCAGAGGAGUGGAAGAGUCCUGCAGGCCUGGGAGCUCUAUGCUCGGCUGGCUGCAUCUUUCUCCCAGCGGCUGCAGACGCUGCAGAGUGAAGAAAAAUCAGCGCUAAGAGGGGCGUCGACAGAUGAUAACACAGCGGAGAAGGUCACUAUGACGAUACAAAAUGUUCAGAGUCUACAGCAGAGGACAAUUAGUCUGCAGUCCGACCUGGAGGGGGUGCUGGAGGCUUCCAAGGACUUGAUUGGCCGCCUGGAACCUUCAGCUGCCGCUCUGGUCCAAUCAGAGAGCAGGUUGUUGUCACGAGGUGUCCAGCAGCUCGCCCUCAGCCUGACAGGGAAGCUGGGUCAGCUGCAGGAGGAGCUUGACAGACUGCAGGAGUUCGGACACGCACUGGAGUCACUGGAGAGCAAACUGGAGCUUUGGCAGCAGCGUCUGCAGGAUGUGGCUCAGACAGCAGACCAGUCUGGCCUCCUGGAGCUGAGCGGUCUGUCUGCUGACCUGGAUGUGCUGAAUGAGCUGAGCCGCAGCCUGACGCUCGGCGACGCCGCAGCACGCCGCCUGCAACGCCUCAACCACUGCUGGGCUGACGCCUCCGCCAGAGCUGAGGAGGCGUGCAGUGAGCUGCAGAACGAGGCACUGAAGCGUCAGCGCUUCGAGCAGAAGUGUGAGAGCUGGAUGUCUUUCCUGCAGAGGAUGGAGGACAGUCUGGCUGUAGACGUGGCCGGCUCCUACAUGGGCCUCAGACAGCAGCUCUGUACACACAAGCAUUUUCAGGCGGAGCUGUCGAUCGGUCACCAAAUCCUUCAUUCAGUUAUCACUGAAGCUCUUCAUCUGCUGCAGAAAGGAGAGGUAGAGGACAGGAGUGACUUCAUCCUGAAGCUCGCCCAGCUCAGGGAGCACUGGCAGGGCGCCGUGCAGCGGGCCGACCAGCGGCGCUCACUGGUGGAGGGCCUGGUGAAGCACUGGCACCUUUACAGCCGCAGCCUCAAGAAGCUGCAGAAGUUCCUGUCUGACACACAGACCCUCCUGCCCCCCGCCGGACCUGCCCGCUGCAGCCUGCAACAGCUGAGACGAUCCCUCCAGGACCUCCAGCACACGGAGCUGUUGUUCCAGAGGUAUCAGUCCAGUUUCAUCCACACCCUGGAGGUCGGCCGGCAGCUCUUCUCCAUGGGGAAUGAGGAGACCCAGACUCAGCUGCAGUCAGAUCUGGGAACCCUGCAGGAGGAGUGGGACAACCUCCACAGCCUGCUGGGUCGGAGGAUGGACCUCACCGAGGCUAUCAUCAAGAACUGGGAGCGCUGUGAGUCCGGACUUGCAGGCAGCAUGCUGCAGCUGAAGGACAUGAAGACCAGGCUGAACCAGUCGAUGCCAGAGUGUGAUGACGAGCUGCAGAGUGCUGAGAAGUUCUACAAGGAGAACGAGGACUCCCUGGAGGACUGGGCUGAGAGCUUGACGGAGCUGAGCACCAUGAAGACGGAUCUGUCCCAGUACAUCAUCGCAGACGACGUCCUCCUGCUGCAGGAGCAGGUGGAGUACCUGCACUGUCAGUGGGAGGAACUCUGCCUCAAGGUGUCUCUGCGUAAACAAGAGAUCGCCGAUCGUCUGAACGCCUGGAUCAUCUUCAACGAGAAGAACAAGGAGCUGUGCGAAUGGCUCACGCAGAUGGAGAACAAGGUGGCGCACAGCUCCGACCUGAACAUCGAGGAGAUGGUGGAGAAGCUGAAGAAGGACUGUAUGGAGGAGAUCAACCUGUUCAGUGAGAAUAAAACCCAUUUGAAGCAGCUCGGAGAACAACUCAUCACAGCCAGCAACAAGACGAAAGAGACGGAGAUCAACGACAAGCUGAAGGACAUCAACGACCGCUGGCAGCAUCUGUUUGACCACAUAGAAGCCAGGGUGAGGAAGCUGAAGGAGACGCUGGUGACGGUGCAGCAGCUCGAUAAGAACAUGAGCAACCUGCGGACGUGGCUGUCUCGUAUCGAGGCCGAGCUGGCCAAGCCGCUCGUCUACAACGUGUGCCACAGCGACGAGAUCCAGAGGAAGCUGGCCGAGCAGCAAGAUCUGCAGCGGGACAUCGAGCAGCACACGGAGAGCGUGGCGUCUGUUCUGACCCUGUGUGACGUCCUGCUUCAUGAUGCAGACGCCUGCGGCGGCGACUCAGAGAACGACUCGAUCCAGCAGACCACUCGAAGUCUGGACCGGCGCUGGAGGAACAUCUGUGCCAUGUCCAUGGAGAGGAGGAUGAGGAUUGAGGAGACGUGGCGUCUCUGGUGUAAGUUCCUGGACGACUUCUCUCGCUUCGAGGACUGGCUGAAAUCAGCUGAGCUCACCGCAGCGAGCCCGGACUCUGCUGACGUCCUCUACACCAGCGCCAAGGAGGAGCUCAAGAAGUUUGAGGCCUUCCAGCGGCAGGUUCAUGAGCGCCUGACUCAGCUGGAGCUGGUCAACAAACAGUAUCGCCGCCUUGCACGCGAGAACCGCACAGACGCCGCCAGCAAGCUCAAAGUCAUGGUUCACGAGGGGAACCAGAGGUGGGACAGCCUGCAGAGGAGGGUUGCCGCUGUUCUCCGCAGAAUCAAGCACUUUACCUCUCAGAGAGAAGACUUUGAGGGGACCCGUGAGGGGAUCCUGGUCUGGCUGACAGAGAUGGACCUGCAGCUCACCAACGUGGAGCACUUCUCAGAGAGCGACAUCGAAGACAAGAUGAGACAGCUCAACGGCUUCCAGCAGGAAAUCACCCUGAACACCAACAAAAUCGACGCCCUGAUUGUGUUCGGGGAGAAUCUGAUCCAGAAAAGCGCUCCUCUGGACGCCGUGCUGAUCGAGGACGAGCUGGAGGAGCUGCACUCUUACUGCCAGGAGGUGUUUGGACGGGUCGCCCGAUUCCACAACCGACUUGUCAACAGACGCCCGAUUCUGGAGGAGGAGAGAGAGCUUUCAGACCGGGACACAGACCACGACGACUCGCCUGAUUUGACCAACGGGACCUCCUGGAGCGAGUCAGGCAGGAAAAAGGAGGGCGAAGAAGAAGUUCCAGCAGGAGGUGGAGUCUCAGCUGGACGGCAAGCUAUGUGUCACCUCCUGGCGCCCCCUCUGGAGCGAUCGGGGAGAGAGACCCCCGUCAGCGUGGACUCCAUCCCUUUGGAGUGGGAUCACACGGUCGAUGUGGGAGGGUCAUCGUCACACGAGGAAGAUGAGGACGCCACCUUCUUCAGCGGUCUUUCAGAUGUGAAGGUCACAGAGAGCUCAGAGUCCUUUGUUAAAGCGACUGUCAGAGCAGUGAGAGCAGCCUCUGUGAAGUCAGUGACCGACCCGCCCAGCUGGCAUCAGCCCGCCUCUCCAGAGAGGAAACGAGUUCCCCGAGAAAUUCUCAGAGGCCUCAACUCGUCUCCCACACACACCACCAGUACUCCCUUUCACCAGCAGGGCUACGCUAAGCUCAUGUCGGAGUGCAGCGGCAGCAUUAACACAGUAAAAAGAGUCAAGCUGAUCCUGAAUGACGAGGUAGAGCUGGAUGAUCCGGGGCUGACCAGCAGCACGGCCGACAAACAGACCAGCACAGGCGUGAUCGAGCGCUGGGAGCUGCUACAAGCACCAAAGUUCAACAAGGAGACGGACAUCAAGCAGGACCUGGAGCAGUGGCAGAAGCUGAACUCCGACCUCUCUGAUGUCACUUCCUGGUUGGGCAGGGUGCUGCCGGAGCUGGAGAGGCUACAACGGAUCGCGCCGUCCACGAACAUACGAGACAUCGAGGUCAACAUCAGGAAACUGAAGGAGAUGCAGAAGACUUUCAACAGCUACAAGUGUCUGAUGAUCUCUGUGAACCUGAGCAAUCGCCACUUCCUACGCGGCGACAGCGCCGAGUUGCGGGAGCUGCAGGACGCUCUCAGCUCAGCCAAUCACAGCUGGACGCAGGCCUGUGGGGGCCUUGAAAGCUGGGAGAGGAGGUUACACUCAGCGCUAAUGCAGUGCCAGGAAUUUCAUGAGACGCUGCACUCUCUGCUCCUGUGGCUCGCUCAGGCUGAGAACAAACUCAGUGCUGUGAAUGUCAACGACCUGUCCAUAUCACACCUGGUCCUGCUGGUGCACCAGAAAUCGCUGAAGGCUCUGCAGGAGGAGCUGCGUGGCCGACAGCGGCAGGUCUCCUCCCUGCAGGAGAUCUCCUCUCAUCUCCUCCUGGAGGCCACAGAGGAGGACAGCAUCGAGGCCAAAGAGAAGGUCCACGUCAUCUACAACAAACUGUGUCUCCUGCUGCGACAGGUGGCCGCUGACCUGCACACGCUGCAGGGAAGACUGGAAACAUGCUCGACCAGCUCUGAGAUGGACAGCAUCGGUCUGGGAACUCUCAGCUCUCCGCUGCUGCUGCACAAGGAGGAGGCGGGUCUACAGGCUGCUACAGUUGGACUACCAGCAACUAGAAGGGAGGAGAGGAGGGAUUCUUCACCACACCGACCUCUCUUCUAUCGAGUUCUUCGAGCUGCCUUCCCUCUCCACCUGCUCUUCCUCGUGCUGCUGGUUCUGGCCUGCCUGGUGCCUCUGUCUGAGGAGGACUACAGCUGUACACUGUCCAAUAACUUCGCCCGCUCCUUCUACCCCAUGCUGCGGUACACCAACGGUCCUCCGCCCACAUGAAAACUGCCGUGACACCGGUGGAGUGGAGAACUAUGUCUCCAAACUGCUGGACUUAAAAUGUAACUUUAACAUGGAUCCCCUCACAGAUUAGGGUGCAAGUUCCAUACAGCUUCUACCUUCCAUGUAAGAAAAAGAUGCACUGCCUUUUAUGUCAGAAGGCCUCAUCAUGCGUGUUUUCUUCACUAAGUUUAUGGAUGUAUUUAAAAUGUAUUUAUUGUUUAUGGAAUUCAAAAAUUCUAAAACAAGAAGCCAUAUCACUGGUUAGUUAAAGUUUUGCCAUUUUUCUAUGUAGAUUUUCCAUCUAACGUCCUCGUCUUCGACACAAAAAAGUCUGAAGAUUUAUUUUAAAAUUCACAAAUAUUUCAAUGCUUCUAAUUUCACUUUAGUCCAUGGAAUCCAGUUUGAAGGACAACGGACAGUUAUUACCAAAGCACCAAGUAAUAAAGAGUACACUCGCCAUUUUUUAACCACUGCAGCAAUUUUUCAUAAAGGCAGCCACUUGUUGAUAGCACAUUUUGUACAGGAAAGUUGUUUGUUGUUUGAUUGAGAAGUAUUUAAAAUAUAAAGAUCUGUAAAAUAUGACUUUAAAAAAAAAAGGAUGACACUGAAAUAUCUGAAGACAUGCCUUUCUGUAGCCAACAGAACCAGCAGAACUUUAUGAAUAAUGUACUUUUAAUGGUUUUGCUGUUGAAUUUUGUAUAUAAAAAGGGCAAACAAGGAAAGAAAAAGUUAAAUUAUUGUAUCUGCAUAUGACUUUUUGAGUGUGGCACUGAAACCUAAAGAAGUAAUUUAUAAAGGGCAAUAGUUUGAAAUGCUUUUAUUUUGUAAGUUGUUUGUGGCUUUCAAAGCCAUACAGGUUAGUUGCAGUGUAUUUUGGCACUCCCUUUUCUGAGAUGUUUAAAUGAGAUAUUUUCUUAUGAUUAUGUCAAAUUUAUGGCCAGUGUUUUUGAAAAGGUCACUUAUAAUUUAGUAAAUCACUGAAUCGAAAAGUUCAGGCAUUAAAGCCCUUACAUUAAAGCUGCAUUAGGAGAUUCUUGACCACCAGGGGGCGAAAAUAGUACAAACACACUAAGAAGCAUACAUUUUAAACCAAUAGCUAAUCAGCUGGUUUAAAUAAUGUAGCAUUACAAUUACCUGUGUUCUUCUGUUAAGCUAGUAUCUAACUUCUUUCUUUGCUAUUAAGCGUACACAUGUAGCAACGCCUAUUUGUGUCCGAUGUCAAUUUUGCUUGCAGCAAAUAUGAUCGAAGAUGUGAAUCAAAUGCAGCUGUAAAAGCAAACAUGCUGGCUAACAGAAACCAAGAUUUCUGUAAAGCUACAGGGCUUAGGCGUCUAUUCUCAGUGACUCUGGUAACAUUCAGUUUAACUCAAUACAUCAAUUAAUAAAUGUCCCCUAAUGCAGUUUUAAAGGCUGCUAUUUUGUACAGUUUAAUGUAGCAAUAUAAGAAGGGAGCAAACGAGAUUUACAGCAGCAAACAAAUAUCAAACUGCCAUUUUAGUACAACAUCUUUUCCUGUAAUAAAACAUAUUUAUAGGACUUUAACUAUCCCCUCUAGGAUUAAUUGUAUGUUGUUAAUGACUUACCCAAUGCUGUCCAAGCUGGAGGGAGGCCCUGUUGGUAUAACACACAGGUUGGAUGAAAAAUAAUUAAAAAAAAACAAUUUAUACUAACCUGAACGCUGAUUUCAAACUCUUCAGUCAUACAGUUGAAGGACUUGUGUAACAGGUCAGACUUGGAGUGGAAUGUGAAUGUAAGUUUCCCUUUGGGCUCUGAAUGUAGCUGUGCACAUGCACAAUCAAAGAUCAUUAACUGUACGUUAUUUGCUUUGUUGAUAGUAUUGAUCCUCAACGCUAACCGACUGUAUGAUUUGAUUUGAAAGUGUUUUAUCCUUAUUUGUACAUAAUCUCAGCCUCACACUCAAGAAGGCCAGAAGAACAGGAACAAACAAGAAAAAAGUGUGUAAAGUUUGAUUUAUUUUGUGAACUAUUUAUGGGAUGUAUAGUUUGUCAUUUUUGAUUGACAAUAAACAGUGUUUGCCAUGA
This is a messenger RNA of Labrus mixtus (cuckoo wrasse), 38957 nucleotides long. It is a transcript of the gene syne2b, whose product is annotated as spectrin repeat containing, nuclear envelope 2b. NCBI's taxonomy places the organism in Eukaryota, Metazoa, Chordata, Actinopteri, Labriformes, Labridae. The record is from RefSeq and is a predicted model, not a curated record. The transcript is spliced from 129 exons. Gene Ontology annotation, cellular component: membrane. Gene Ontology annotation, molecular function: protein binding. The coding region runs from base 49 to 36915 and encodes 12288 amino acids.